Molecule: messenger RNA, 2734 nt
Organism: Aspergillus aculeatus ATCC 16872
Lineage: Eukaryota; Fungi; Ascomycota; Eurotiomycetes; Eurotiales; Aspergillaceae
Product: oligopeptidase family protein
Exons: 2
Coding region: 197-2365 (722 amino acids)
Biological process (GO): proteolysis
Molecular function (GO): serine-type endopeptidase activity
Source: RefSeq, a predicted model, not a curated record
UAUCUUCACUCUCCAUUCCCUGACAUUCUCUGCUUCUCCGAUAAUAACUAGUCAUUCUCCUUCAUCAGGAGAAGUUCACUCUGGUGUGCAUUGACUGUGCUACUCUUAUCACCAGCUGGAGCUACAGCACCUUAUUCGAGCUAUCUAUCUUAUCUAUCAGGCCCUUGCCGGUCGCAGUGUCAUGACCAUCCGAUCCAUGAAGUUUACUCCAGAAGUUCUCCUGGGAGCUCCUCGGCGCUCUGGCCCUGUGCCGAAUGCCUCAGGCACCCUUGCGGUGUACACCCAGACCACCUAUUCGUUCGAAUCCCACUCCAAGACCAACGAGAUCCGAGUCUUGGACAUCGAGAGCGGCCGAUCGGCUUUGAUCACAAACGACGCCGGCGCCAGCUGCCCUCAGUGGCUAGGUGACAGCAAUCAGCUCGUCUGGCUGAAGGCCAAGGCGAACGGCAACACGAGCUUCAUCAUCGGCGAUGCGCGCGAAGCAGACAAAACCUAUACCGCAGGCACGGUGCCUGGCCCAGUCUCGGAUCUCAAGGUCACAGUUGUCGAACCUGGAAGGAUUGGCUUUGCGGUCACCGGCAAGGCCAAUACGGACGGCACCUUGUACAACCCGCACGACGCGAAGAAGCCGACCAGUACCGGGCGCCUUUAUACUUCGCUGUUCGUGAGACACUGGGACUCGUAUGUUGAGCCCCAGAAGAAUGCCAUCUGGUAUGGUCUGCUCCAGCAGGCGCCCCUGUCUCCGCCCACUCGACAAGCGGGCAAGUACGCUGUCUCAGGGCUCACCAACUUGAUUCAAGUGUGUGGCUUGACGGGCGUGGAAUCGCCGAUUCCUCCGUUUGGGGGCACGAGCGACUUUGACAUCAGUCCGGAGGCCAUUGUGUUCGUGGCCAAGGAUCCGAGCUUGAACCCCGCCACACACACGUCCUGCUCAUGCUACUACUGUCCGAUGUUCUCCUGGACAAGUGUGACUGCAAUGGAGACUCGAGUGUGCGCUUUGAAGGGCCUCGAAGGAGCCAUGUCUUCCCCAGUUCUGACUUCGGAGGGUAGCUCCAUCGCGCUCCUCGCGAUGCGUGAGGACGGCUAUGAGUCAGAUAAGCGACGAAUCCUCUACGUGCCUAACCCCUGGAGUGGUGAGAUGAUCGAGAUCUUUGCAUCGCCGGAUGGAGAAGGCGCCUGGCCUCUGAGUCCAUCGGGGUUGACUUUUGCACAUGACGACAAGUCGCUGAUAAUCCAGGUCGAGGAGACCGGACGAGGAGUUCUUUACCAGCUACCUCUAGAGAAUGUCCGCCACUCUACUCCUGAUGUGCUGAAGAAGCUGACACAUUCGGGAUUUGUGACGGAGGUGUACCCCGCAGCAGCUAACUCUGGUAAAUUACUCAUCGCUAGUAGCAGUCUUGUGGACAACAGCAGGUGGUCUAUAAUUGAUCCCGAAUCGCCCAAGGACGUCCGUGUUAUAUCCUCGAUCGGCCGCGACGGUGCUUCUUUCGGGCUCUCGCCCACGCAGGUGGAUGAAAUCUGGUACCGUGGCGCCAACGAUACACCCGUACAUGCGUGGGUGAUGAAGCCGUCCAACUUCAAGCCGGGAGAGAAGUAUCCGUUGGCAUAUCUGAUCCAUGGAGGUCCCCAGAGCGCAUGGUGCGAGCAAUGGAGCACUCGAUGGAACCCGGCUAUCUUUGCCGAGCAGGGAUAUGUUGUUGUCACACCCAAUCCUCGUGGCAGUACCAGCUACGGGCAGCGAUUCACGGACGAGAUUCGUAAUGCCUGGGGCUCGCUACCCUACGUUGACCUUGAAAAGGGGUUUGAUUACAUUGCCGAGAAUCUGGACUAUGUUGAUACUUCGCGAGCGGUGGCUCUUGGCGCUUCUUACGGCGGGUACAUGGUCAACUGGAUCCAGGGGCACCCAUUGGGCCGGCGAUUCAAGGCGCUUGUGACGCACGAUGGAGUAUUCAGCAUGAACUCUAUGCUCGCCAGUGAAGAGCUCUACUUCCCGCUGCGCGAUCUCAAGGGGCCGUUGUGGAAGGUGCCUGAGAACUGGGAGCGUUGGGAUCCCUCUCGUCAUACAGCCCACUGGCAGACACCGCACUUGAUCAUCCACAACGAGUUGGACUAUCGGUUGACCAUCGCCGAGGGGCUUGCUGCAUUCAAUGUUUUGCAACUGCAGGGGGUAGAGAGCGCUUUCUUGACCUUCCCGAAUGAGAAUCACUGGGUGCUCAACCCGGAGAACUCGCUCAUGUGGCAUUAUACGGUUCUGAACUGGAUCAACAAGUACACGGGUCUUCCGGCGGCCUCCAGCAAGUAUGCCGAGUUCAGCGCGACGAAGGCCCCGUCAAUGGAGAAGCGGCUGGAGACUGUGUCAUUGUGAAAUGGGGGGGGGGAGGUAAAUGAGAACUAGGAUAAUGAUUUAGUCACAAGUUAAUACAGCGUUUAUUGUUUUGUGGUUGAUUCCAUUGUUGUGGGGGUUCUCACAAAGGAACAAUGAAGCAGCCCUAAUUUGGAGAUGAGCACGAGUGACCCCUGCGGGUGAGAUAAUGGACUCGACACAUAAAGGGAUUGCCGUGCGUUAUUUGCUUGCUGUGAGACAGAGAGACUUAAUAUAGCCAGUAGUCUUGUUCCAGCGACGACAAAAGUUCGAGUCUACGAAAGAACAAUAGAGGGAUAAAGACAGUGGUUUUGUAUGUGCAGCUCGGGGUGAUGUUUCGGUUUCGAGUUUUUAUAGCAUCUCAGUUGGCUG